AUGGCGGCGGCCCCGGUCCUUGCCAGCGGUGGUGGCCCGGUGGCGCGGCUGCGCCUGCUGUGCCAGCGCUACCAGGAGUACGUGAGGCGGCACCCGGCCGCCACGGCCCAGCUGGAGGGCACCGUGCGGGGUCUUUCCUACCUGCUGCCAGGUCGCUUCUCGGACUCCCACGCGCUGUCGGAGCUGGUGUACUCUGCCUCCAACCUCCUAGUGCUAUUAAAUGACUGGAUUCUCCGAAAGGAGCUGCAGCGGAGCCUGCCCGUGUCGCUGCCCCAGCAGAAGCUGCUGACCUGGCUGAGUGUGCUAGAAUGCGUGGAGGUCUUUGCAGAGAUGGGGACAGCCAGGGUAUGGGGGGAGAUGGGCCGGUGGACCAUCAUUGUGCUCAUCCAGCUGGCUAAAGCGAUCCUUCGUCUCCUGCUCCUGCUGUGGUACAAAGCUGGCAUCCAGACGUCUCCUCCCAUUGUGCCGCUGAACAGGGAGCAGCAGCAGCCUCUCCACCCCCAAGACAUGGAAGACAACUCAGGGAAGGAUCAGACCUAUGUUGGCAGGCGUUCCAGCCGUGUUGUGCGCUCUCUCCAGAGCACCCCGUCCCUGCAUUCCCGGCACUGGGGGUCCCCCCAGCAGAGGGAGGAGUCGCAGAGCCGAAGAGCAGAGGAGAUGAACCAGCCUCCCACCCCUCUGGGUCUCCAAGAAACCAUCGCAGAAUCCAUCUACAUUACCCGCCCUCUGCUCCAUCUAUUGAGUUUAGGAGUGUGGGGCCAGAGAUCGUGGAAACCCUGGCUCCUCUCAGCAGUCCUGGACAUCUCUAGCCUGAGCUUGCUGAGUGAUCUGAAAGACCUGAACAGGCGAGAGCGAGCAGAGCUGAGGCGACGAACUAUCCUACUGCUGUACUACCUGCUGAGAUCUCCUUUCUAUGACCGAUACUCAGAGGGCAGGAUUCUUCUCCUUCUGCGCUUGUUGGCUGAUUACGUGCCUGGAGUUGGCUUUGUCACACGGCCACUGAUGGAUUACUUGCCUGCUUGGCAGAAAAUCUAUUUCUAUAACUGGGGCUGAUGAGAAGAUAAUUAUUCUCUGCUAAGAUCAUGGCUGGACAUUUCUAAGGAGGGCAAGCAGGCUGGGGGAGGGAUGUUGAUAAUAUCUAAUUUUCAGUUAAACCAUCAAGGAGAAGCUCUGGUUCUGCAGGGUGGGGAGGGGGAUGUAUGUAAUUUUUUAAACAGAUCUGGCUGUGAAUGAUGGACGCUACAUGCAUGGAGAGACCUUGGCCACCUCUUUCUCUGGACUGUUCUGCAGCUGCAGCGAUGGUGAUGGGACAACCUCUUUGGUUUUUAAGCACUUGAUUUUUCUCCUUUUGUACAGCUGCACUAUAAUAAAGCCAGGCAGCAUAGUGUUUUUUGGAGAGCGUUGUCUCCCACCUCAUGGCACUGAGAGUGACCUGGAGCCUGCUUGUGUUGGCCGUGCCUGGCCCAUCUGCUUGGAGCGGGCUUGUCUGUCAAAUAAACUGA
This is a messenger RNA of Gavia stellata (red-throated loon), 1502 nucleotides long. RefSeq names its product peroxisomal biogenesis factor 16 (gene PEX16). Gene Ontology annotation, cellular component: peroxisomal membrane. Lineage: Eukaryota; Metazoa; Chordata; Aves; Gaviiformes; Gaviidae. Bases 1 to 1053 code for a protein of 350 amino acids. The record is from RefSeq and is a predicted model, not a curated record. The transcript is spliced from 11 exons. Gene Ontology annotation, biological process: peroxisome organization.